AUGAGCCUUUUAUCAGUGUUUGUGUUCAUUCUUCCUUUUAUCUGUGAGGUGUUGGGAGCACUGAUCCAAACCACUGUGGGGGCAGAUGUCGAGUUUCCGCUCUCAGAGGAGUGCAGGAAGGGAGAAGGCACACUGUAUCAGCGGCUGGAUGAUGCCAGCACUCAGCUCAUCGCAUCUCUAAGUGGUUACUGGAAGCCAGGGCCAGAUUGCACUGACCGUGUGGUCGUAGGACGCGAUUGUUUAAUCUUAACAAAUGCUAACUUCAAUGACAACGGACAUUAUGAGUUUACCUGCAACAAGAAACACUUGGAAGCUUACAAGCUGGAGGUAUUUGUGCCCUCUGAAGUUGCUGUAUCCGAGGGUGGGGAUGCCAUCCUCCCGUGUCGCUCCGUCACAGCGGGCCAGUCGGUGAAGUCUGCGCGCUGGAGGAGAAACGGGGAAGUACUGCUGGAGCUGAAUGGUCGGACGGGGGAAAUCACAUACGGGAAUCACUUUAACAGAAGCCGGGUAUCGAUACCAUCUGACUGGGACCGACGGGCAGACCUGUCCCUCACCAUAAAGGGAGCUCAGCAACAAGACGGAGGAGUUUAUUACUGUGACAUAGAGAAGGCCGAGAAACACCGCUCUGCUGUGCGCCUGCGAGUGCGCAAACCACCGGAGUCCUACCACUGGAUAUGGAUCACAAUCAUCAUAACAGCAGCUGUGACAUCUGUGAUUGUUUUUACUCUCAAGUUCUUUUGGGGCUGGAGAGAGAAGACCAAGGGUGUACAUGCAUGAAGAGAGCAGAGGAGACAGUGCCCGAAACAGUCCACUAAAUGACCAAUCAUUUAUAAUCAGGAGGAAAGCACAUCUCUAAAAAUUGCCCUGCCAAGUCUUCUGAUGUUAUACUGCCUGUAAAAAUGAAUAGAAAUAGCUUUUUGUAGUGCAUUACUUUUAGUACCAAAGUCCAAACCCUUAUUUCACUGUGUAAUGAAAGUCUUCAUGGCAAAAUAAACAGCAGAUAUCUGCACACUGCUAACUUACAGUGCAAAGAUAAAAGAAUACACACAUACAGAGAUUUCUUUCUGACUUUUGACUUAUUGAUUUAUUUGUGUCUUCUUCUUCUUGGCAGCUCUUCACUUGGUACAGUUGAAGGUCUGUCCUGAGAAAGAAGGUAUAGCUUGGUUAUAGCAACAGCAAAUAAUCAAUUUAUUUGAUUUCUUCAUUGAUCUGUAAGAGGCUGGAGCUUAUGGUUAAUGAAUGCAACAGUCUGGGUCGAGUAGUUGAAUUUAUUAUCAUUGUGUUGAGGACAAAAGAGUCUUCAGGCCUCCAAAAGACCUUUUAAAGGUUCCAGGUGCCACCAAGUGUGACUGAG
Messenger RNA from Oreochromis aureus, 1354 nucleotides. RefSeq lists its product as uncharacterized. The transcript has 2 exons. Bases 1 to 777 code for a protein of 258 amino acids. The record is from RefSeq and is a predicted model, not a curated record. NCBI's taxonomy places the organism in Eukaryota, Metazoa, Chordata, Actinopteri, Cichliformes, Cichlidae.